AAUAGCCGUGUUCAUUUUUAUUAUUAUAUCUUUUUCAUAUUUUUAAUUUUUCUCUUCCUCCUAAUGGCAUCGCCGAGUAACGGGAGCGGGAACUCGACGCACCAGUUCGUGCAGCCGCCGUGGCGCCUCGCGCUCUGGUCGCUGGCGUACGGGCUCGUGCUCGCCGUGGCGCUCGUGGGCAACCUCGUGGUCAUCUGGAUCAUCGUGGCGCACAGGAGGAUGCGCACGGUCACCAACUACUUUCUGCUCAACCUGGCCUUCUCGGACGCCGCCAUGGCCGCCUUCAACACCCUGGUGAACUUCGUGUACGCGGCGCACGGCGAGUGGUACUUCGGGGACUCCUACUGCCGCUUCCACAACUUCUUCCCCGUGGCCGCAGUGUUCGCCAGCAUCUACUCCAUGAGCGCCAUAUCCGUGGACAGGUACAUGGCGAUCAUUCACCCUCUGAAGCCCAGGCUCUCAGCAACAGCAACCAAAGUGGUCAUACUUUGCAUAUGGAUCUUGGCGGUGGUGCUGGCCUUCCCGUUGUGCUACUACUCCACCACCAAGAAGCUCUCCCAGCGGACGCUGUGCUUUGUGGCUUGGCCCAGGCGCUCCAGUGACUCUUUCACGUAUCAUGUCAUUGUGACAGUGUUGGUGUAUAUGCUGCCCCUAGUGGUGAUGGCGAUCACCUACACCAUUGUGGGGAUCAAUCUGUGGGGAGCAGAGGUUCCUGGGGACUCAUCGGGGAAUUACCAUGAGCAACUCAGGGCCAAGAGGAAGGUGGUCAAGAUGAUGAUCAUCGUAGUGCUGACUUUUGCCUUCUGCUGGCUGCCGUACCACGUUUACUUCAUCAUCACUGGCGUAGAUAAGCGACUCAGCAGGUGGAAGUACAUCCAGCAGAUCUACCUGUCCGUGAUGUGGCUCGCCAUGAGCUCCACCAUGUACAACCCCAUCAUCUACUGCUGCCUCAAUAGCAGGUUCCGGUCUGGGUUCAAGCGCGCCCUGCGCUGGUGUCCCUUCAUCAACGUGUCCAGCUACGAUGAGCUGGAGCUGCGGGCCACCCGCUCUGUACCCACCCGGCAGAGCAGCAUGUACACGGUGUCCCGUGGAGAGUGUGCCUUUGUGGGAGGGGUACCCUUCGAACCCGCAUCCCUCCACAGCACCAAGAUCUCCCUCAACUCCCUGCAGCACUGCGAAUCCACAAGGGAACUCACCUGAUGAGUCCGUAAGGCCCACGAGGACCGAGGGCUUGCCCUAACAUGGCUGAAAAGGGAGUUUCUAAUGCAUCCUUUUCAACAAAUUCAUACGUGCAUGGUCGUUCUUAACAUGCGUGCAUAUUUCGCUUUAUUGCAUCAUGAAGUUGCAUGAAGCAAAAAGUUAUUCUAGUUGAACAUGUCCAUCAAGUGUUAAUAUAUAUCUGCCGUCAUCCAAACCACUUGCCAGCUAAGAUUCACAUAACAUCAUAAUUCAUCAGGACUAUUGUGGAAUGAAAAAAGUUUCUUUGGGUGGGAUGAAAUCUUGACUAACUUGUUGGUGUUAUCAGACUGAACAGCUGUUUUUUAAACCUUCGUAGGUCAUUCCAAAGGUCUGCAUACAUAAAAAAAUAAAUUUAACCACGUUUUUUUAAACAUAAUACGAACACAUAGUUAUCACACAUAUUCGCUUUAGUAUGCAGGCAUCAAGGUGGUUUCUUAUAAACGUUUCUUUGCUCUACCUCUUCUUGUUGCCUGAAAUGUGACGUCUGCAUAGUAACGCUGGCAACUAUGAAAACUUUUUUAAAUAGCUGCCAUUGAGCAGCGUGUUUAAAUGCACAUUACUAUCACGUAACACACCUUCAGCUAUACAGUGCACUCUAGAAACAUGACUAAAUGAAUAUAAAACUGUUACUUAUUCAAGUGCUUUCCUCAGUUAGCCUCAUGCAUAGUAAGCCCUUAUGGACAAAUAGUGCAUCUCUGGUAUACGUCAAUAAAAUAAUUUAGCAUAAAUUGUUCACCUUUAAAAUGAUACUCUGCAGCAUUUUUCAAUAUGCACAAAUUUUAACUUGUUGUUAUCAAGUACAAAUGGCUAAAACACGUUGGAAGGUAUACAUAUGCUAUGGGUAUUAAUCCAUUUGUUCUCAUUGACUGCUUGUGCUGAUCAGGAUUGAAGGGGAUAUGGAGCCUAUCCCAGAAUUGAUGGGCACAAGACAAAGGGGACGGGGGGUG
Messenger RNA from Scleropages formosus (Asian bonytongue), 2186 nucleotides. RefSeq names its product neuromedin-K receptor-like. The transcript is spliced from 5 exons. NCBI's taxonomy places the organism in Eukaryota, Metazoa, Chordata, Actinopteri, Osteoglossiformes, Osteoglossidae. The record is from RefSeq and is a predicted model, not a curated record. Gene Ontology annotation, biological process: positive regulation of flagellated sperm motility; G protein-coupled receptor signaling pathway. Gene Ontology annotation, molecular function: tachykinin receptor activity. Gene Ontology annotation, cellular component: plasma membrane; sperm midpiece. Bases 64 to 1200 code for a protein of 378 amino acids.